CGUCCUCUUCCACUGUCAGAUACAGCUGCGGCAACACGCACUCUGACAAUCACUGGGCCAUAAAACGUCGAAUAAAACUAAAAUCAGUAGAGAAGACUCCCAUUUAGUAAAGAAAUGGAUCAAAAUCCUCAUCAGAGAGAAGUCCCUCAGAAUGCUAUCCCAGUUGGGGCCUUCAGGCAGGGCAACAUUCCCACUGUGGAGCGAGGAAUCAUCAGUGGGGACAACGUCCAGUUCGGAAGGCUGCGACAUCGCUCGCAUUUGUCCCACUCGGAGAGCUCUGGCUCUGAAUAUGAGCGGCUGGGCUCUUCUGUGGAAGCAGGUGGCUCCUAUGGCCAAAGCCCUGUCCUCCAGGGCAUGCAGGCAGAAGGUAACUACCAGCGGCGACUCCCUUCUGAUGGCGAUGGACCUCUGUCAUCUUCUCCACGGAGCCCAAACGUAAGAGGAAGUUUGACCUUCCACUCCAGACGCGGCCAAGACCUACAUCCAGAUCAGAGGCCCCCCGUCACCACUGUGAAGGCUUCUGGUACCCCUCACCGUCAGUUAGGUAAAGUCCGAGAUCGCACCUCCUCUGAAACAGAGCAGGGGAGCAAAGGCAGCAGAGGAGCACACCCGAGGAAGAGAGGCUUCUCUGAGACUGAAAGCAAGCCGAGAUGGGACAAUACCAACAUGAGUGGACUGCAGUGCCUUGCCACAGAAAACAUCUGGUUCGACAAACACAGCUACGACGAGGCGGAGAAGUGUUUCUAUGAGGGAGCUAAUGGCCCCACCACUCAGCAACAAAAGGUGAAAACCGCCCAGCAGCCAGCCAAAGGGCGCCAGCAGAAACGGCAGCAUAAAAAUUCAUCCUCACACUCGGAGCAGGAGCUAGUGACCCGCAUGAAGAGCCUGGAGCUGGAGAACCAGACUCUGCACAAAGUGGUGGAGGAGAUGAGGUCAGCCCUGCAGAAGCUGGAGUCCAGAGUGGUGGUCCUGGAGAAGUCUCCAUCACCAGCAGCUGUCCCAUGUGCCAAGGCUGCACCAGUGCAGGCAGCUCCAGCCAAACAGGUGACGGUGGAAGACGAUGACGACGACAUAGACUUGUUUGGCAGUGAUGAGGAAGAUGAAGAGGCAGAACGCCUCAAGCAGGAGCGUCUGGAAGCUUACGCAGCCAAAAAAGCCAAGAAACCUGCUGUCAUUGCAAAGUCAUCCAUCCUGUUGGAUGUCAAACCUUGGGAUGAUGAGACCGAUAUGGCGAAGCUGGAGGAGUGUGUGCGCUCGGUGCAGAUGGAUGGGCUCCUGUGGGGAGCUUCUAAGCUGGUUCCAGUCGGUUAUGGCAUCAAGAAGCUGCAGAUCAACUGUGUGGUCGAGGAUGAUAAAGUUGGCACAGAUAUCCUGGAGGAAGAGAUCACCAAGUUUGAGGACUAUGUCCAGAGUGUCGACGUUGCUGCCUUCAACAAGAUCUAAACUUGACUACCAAGUCUUGCUGCUACUCCUAUGGUCAAUAAAGAGCUGAGUUGUGAGCACAA
Nematolebias whitei (Rio pearlfish) is the source of this 1505-nucleotide messenger RNA. RefSeq names its product eukaryotic translation elongation factor 1 delta a (guanine nucleotide exchange protein) (gene eef1da). Gene Ontology annotation, molecular function: guanyl-nucleotide exchange factor activity; translation elongation factor activity. Bases 115 to 1443 code for a protein of 442 amino acids. Gene Ontology annotation, cellular component: cytosol; eukaryotic translation elongation factor 1 complex. The transcript is spliced from 9 exons. Gene Ontology annotation, biological process: translational elongation. Lineage: Eukaryota; Metazoa; Chordata; Actinopteri; Cyprinodontiformes; Rivulidae. The record is from RefSeq and is a predicted model, not a curated record.